AUGUCAGACUCAGAUAAACAACAAAGGGACGGUAAGGACUCCGAUUCCUUGUCGUCAUUCAGUGACAAGCACUCUCUUGGUACUGCUAUCAUCGCUGAAAAGUCGUUUGGUAUUAGAAGAGAGGAGCUUUUGACGCUGCAGCUAUCCAACAAAGCGUUUUUGUGCACGUACAUUUUCUCCAUCUUGGUGGGAAUGUUCACAAGUGUCAUUGAAACCAGAUGUGUCAACGUUUUCGUUAGUUAUGCAACAAAUUCCUACAAACAGCACUCUCUUUUGAGUACAAUCGGUAUUGUGAGAGCAGUUAUCGCUGCCGCUGCCUUGCCUGCUUUCGCCAGACUGUCGGAUUUGUUUGGUCGUACCCCAUUAUUCUUGUUUGCCUUGGUGUUGAGAAUCGUGGGUUUGAUUAUCAUGUCCCAGGCCACUAACGUCAAUAAAUACGCUGGAGGUAUGGUUCUUUACUCCAUUGGUUUUGCUGGCAACAGAAUCUUGUUUCAGUUCAACUUGCAAGAUGCUUCCACCUUGAGAUAUAGAUUAUUAUCCAUUGCCAUGUUGAACGCUCCCGUCAUCAUCACCACCUGGGCCAGUGGUCCAAUUGUGACCAGUUUGCUUAAUGACCGCAGCUGGAAGUUCGGAAUUGCAAUGUGGGCGUUUGUUUCACCCUUGGCAAUUUUGCCUUACUUAUUCUGCCAGGCAUAUAUGUACUGGAAGGCACGUCAAAUGCCUCAAUGGAAACAAUUGAACGAGGAGAGGGCCCUGGCUAACCAGGGAAAGACUCUCAGUUCUCGUUUCAUCGCCAAAAGCAAGCUAGUGUUCUGGAAGAUUGAUUUCAUUGGUUGUUUGCUUAUUAUUUUAUUCUUGGGAUUCAUUUUGGUGCCAUUGACUUUGGCUGGUGGUAAGCUGAAGCAGUGGAAGACGGCAAAAAUCAUUGCUCCACUUGUCAUCGGUUUUUGUACCCUUCCAGUACUCUGGAUCUGGGAAGCCAAAUUUGCUAGACACCCAUUGGUUCCUGUGGUGUUGUUGAAGGACAGAGGUAUCUGGUCUGCUUUCAGCAUUGGUAUUGUCUACUCUUUUGUAUACAACAUGCCAACCUCCUACUCUUAUCCUGUCUUGUUGGUGGGUAUGAAUGCUGAUACCACCGUUGCUACUCGUACUCCACAGUUGGCUGGUUUUGUUAACUCAAUUGCUUUGAUUGUUCUUGGUUUCGUUUUGACCAAAUUUAGAAGAGUCAAAGGUUUCGUUGUGUUUGGAGCACUUGAAUGGUUCAUCGCUUUAGGUCUUUUUGUGCACUUCAGAGGUGACAACAACGGUAUCGAUGGUAAGUACUUCCGUGAUGGAGUGGCCGUGGCAAUGUGUAUGCUUGGUUUUGGUCUUACCUUUUUGAACAGACCAGUAUCUGUUUCUGCUCAGACUUGCACCAACCACGAGUACAUGGCUUUAGUCACUUCAUUGUUUGCUUCUCUUUACCAGGCUGGUUCUGCAAUUGGAGACUGUAUUUCUGGAGCCAUUUGGACACAAACCAUGUUUGACGAGAUCAGAAAGAAGAUGAUACAGCUUGGUGUGAACCCUAACUUGGCUACCUCUGCUUACGGAUCGCCAUAUACCUUCAUCAAGAAGUACCAUUGGGGAUCCACAGAGAGAAUUGCUGUUGUUUUGGCUUACGCUAAGGUCCAAAGGAACUUGUGUAUUGUUGGUCUUUGUCUCUGUGUACCAUUGUUGUUACUUACGUUGUGUCUUAGAGACCAUUACCUUGCUGACUACCAAUCUUUGGAUGAGGUUGUUGACGGUAGCAAGGGACCAGGAAAGGCCGAGGGCCAGAUUCUUUUCAAGAACGAUGAUGAUAUGAUCUUGAACUUCCUCAGAAGGUGUGUUGGAAUGCACAACACCAAGAGGGCCGCCAACACUGACCUGAGUGCUUAG
This is a messenger RNA of Sungouiella intermedia, 1917 nucleotides long. Lineage: Eukaryota; Fungi; Ascomycota; Pichiomycetes; Serinales; Metschnikowiaceae. The record is from the annotation of a GenBank genome assembly.